CAACAAUUCACACCCCAUAUGCACUCGCAUCAUAAGAUUAGUUCCCAAGUUAUCGAGUUUUGUACGUACCCUGAGGUAUUAGCCGCUUACCAAUCGGAUUUGACUCAGACUUGGUAAUCUGCAAUUUGAGAAAACUAGCCUAUUCUGGCAUCCUUGCCGCUGCCAUUGUUUAGGGCUGCAGGCUCUAAAAGCAUCGGAAUUUCUAGUUCUAUGCGUGCCCUACAUCACGAUUCAUAACCCGGCGGGGGCCCGUACAAACCAGAAAGAGCUCAAUCCCUACCUUGGUCAGAUCUUAAGGAUCCAAAAGUUUUGCUGAGACUUCCAGGAUAGUUCUGAAAAGCGAGCCACGGUUGGUCUUACGAAUUCUUUGGCUAACGACUCAUUGUCGUGGUGUAAGCCCAACUAGGAAGGGUUCAUCAAGGUGGCCACACCAACUCCUCGGUAUUAUACAACGGGCUGUACGUUAGCUUUCCCAAAAAAGUACCACCAAUAUGGGCCGCCCGCCGACAAGUGGAUACUGUGACACCUGUCGAAAGAGGAGGAUCAAGUGCGAUCGAACCCGCCCAUCUUGCCAAAGAUGCUUCAAAGCCGGCUACGUAUGUGAGGGCUACAACCAACCCCUGCGCAUCCAAAACCACGUCAUCGGCACCGACGCGGGCGGCAGCCAGCGCCUCGUCCGUGCCACGGGUUCCACAAGCACGCUGAAGCAGGGCCCACCCUCAGAGCUGAGUCUCAUUGCCUUCCAGGAGCAGAUGGCUUUCUCGCAUUUCUUCUCCACUUACCGCUGGGCGCACUUCUGGCGGCCUAUAAUGAAGACGGCGGAGCCGGAUGGGGGUGCGGCGGUUGACUACACGUGGGCGGUUGAAAGGAGUCUCGGCCUCGCCCACAACCAGGGUGUUGCACAGAUACUCCAACACUGUGGUCCAGAGUGGUUUCAAAACGAGCCUUUCCUUACAAUAUUCAGGUCGUGCAGAGCUCUACUGAUCUGUCAAGGAUUUGCCUCAAAACAAUCAUCAUUUCUUGCGGAAGGGCGAUGGAAGACAGUUCCGUGGAGUCAUGCCCCGAAAACGUCUGAAGACCAACUAGUCGACAUUCUCGCUGAGCUACCUGAUAUAACCCGACAUUUCGCUAUACCAGGUCAUGUUCUCGGACCUAAAGAUAGAGCGGACCUGAUUGUUAAAUCCGACAACUUGUCAGCCCAGCUUGCAAGGUGGCGAUCAAAAUGGGAGAACACUCAUCAGGGGAUGGCAAUCGAAGUACCCCAGGGACUUGACACCUCGGGGAUCCUCGAGCCGGUGCAAGAAUUGCUGUCAACAAGCAUCGCGUUCCGAGGCUUGGGUCCGGCCUUGGAGAUCUUCAACUACAAUGCCUCCCUCAUUUAUCUCAUGCGGCUUCGGCUUCUUAUGCCCGAUACAUUUGAUCACCUUCGUUCACUGCCUCCAGUCGACAUGGACUACGUCAAGCAGACGGCCGGCAAACAACGACAGUCACCACUUCUCUUGCCCGAUGAAACAAAGUUUCUUCUUCAACCAGCAAUCGAAGCUUUUCGAAUACUACCGUACCUGCAGGAAAGCCUUACUAAAACCAAUGUCAAAGUGAUGGGUACUUUGGAAUCAAUGGGAAUAUUGUACAACUCAGUGAUGGAUAUGCCAGAGCUAGCAUCUUUACUGCCAUUACUGGACAGGAUAACAUUCUUUCAGGAUGGACAGAGAGAGUUGGCGGCAUUUAAUCUUCCUGCAUGGGUUAUUGGAAGGGAUCAUCCAUUUUCACAAGAGUAGAUUAUGCUCUUCGACUUUAGAUAACUGUUGAUUUCUGCCUCAAAGCUUCUGGUCGUUCCCUUCGUAGACACGGCAACUAAGAAAUCCUCAAAUAGGGGUUGAAUACUAGAACAGAAGCACAGAGCUGACGAGAUAGUUAAAAGCAAGGAUUAAACAGUAUCCUUAAUUAUUAUUUGGCAUUGAGGCACGGGAUGGAGUUCGCUCCUGACAAGAGUGAGCUAAUGCACUUUACUAGGGUCCGAGAGCCGUUGCCGCAAAGUAUUCGCCUUGGGGACGCCACA
Pseudomassariella vexata is the source of this 2059-nucleotide messenger RNA. RefSeq lists its product as uncharacterized. Gene Ontology annotation, biological process: regulation of DNA-templated transcription. Gene Ontology annotation, molecular function: zinc ion binding; DNA-binding transcription factor activity, RNA polymerase II-specific. The record is from RefSeq and is a predicted model, not a curated record. The transcript has 5 exons. The coding region runs from base 492 to 1778 and encodes 428 amino acids. Lineage: Eukaryota; Fungi; Ascomycota; Sordariomycetes; Amphisphaeriales; Pseudomassariaceae.